AUGGCUGCGUCUGGUAAAUUUCCUGUGACUGUCACAUCAGACGGGCUUUACAACGCACACCACAAAAGAAGUCUAAGACACAGUCUCCUUACCUCACUGGCUAUUCACAACAACAAGCAUGGCGCUUUCAACCUCUUCACCUGGGAUCCUCAUACAGGCAUGGAAUUUGGUCUGCCUGGUCCUUUUCCUCCGCCCCCAACUGCGGGGACCUCUCCAGCCCCUCUUCUCGGGCUGCUACCAGCACUGCUACUCCUGACUUUGGUGCACAUCACUUAUUUUGAAAUGGACCUUCAAGUCGGAGAGACUUUCAAAGUUCCUGCUAGCUUACCCUCUGUGUCUGUUGAUGGCUGUGAUCCUUCAGGUGGAGAUAUUUUUCUUGGAAGAUUCAACGUUCAUCGUACUGAGGCAAGCGAACGAGCACGCCUUCAUAUUGGAAAAGGUGGAAGCAUAAUAAUUGAAGAAAAGAAUGAAUUAGAAGUCUGGAUUUCGAUGUUCAGCGAUCAUAGUGUCUUUGUACAGAGUUAUUUCUUGGAUUAUCAAGCAGGUCGAGCACUUGGUGAUGCUGUUCAUAAAAUCUAUCCUAAAGCAUUCAUUAAAUGUUUUGAUUUGAGACAUUGUUAUGAAGAGAUGCAGAAACAAGCUCAUGAAGCUUGUGUAGCUGUUGCUAAACAAACUGCAGCUGUACGAGGUAAACCACAUGUUUAACUACUUUUAAUAUGUUUUUAUGUAUUUAUUAUAGGGGCACUCUCUGUCCAGAACACUCAAAUUGAUCCUGGACUAACUCGUGGACUUGGUGUUGAUGAUUUAAGACGACUUUGUAUUCUACGUUUAAGUUUUGUGAAAGGUUGGGGACCUGAUUAUCGUAGACAAAGUAUAAAAGAGACUCCUUGUUGGGUUGAAAUCCAUCUUCAUCGUGCGCUUCAACUAUUAGAUUCUGUCCUGCUCAACUUCCUCGGAAUCUCAAAUUCAAGAAUCAAUCAGCAGCAGGACAAACCUCGCGUUUUGGUAACUGGAGGUGUUGGAUUUAUUGGUAGAAAUUUUGUCCAGUUUUUAGUGGAGAACCAACUAGCUUCUAAGAUAAGAUUUCAACAAGCAUCUAAAACAAAUGUCAAACUUAUUGAUGUUUCUACAGCUCAAGUUUAUAACUCAGAUAAGGGUAUCAGUUCUGAGAAAAGUAAAGUCGAUCCAUGGACAUUGAUAGCUAAACAUAAACUUGAAGCAGAAAAAUACUUAGCUACUGUUCCUGGAUUAAAUUAUGUUAUUGUACGACCUGCUAUAACAUAUGGUAUUGGAGAUAAAUAUGGGAUUUCUCCAAGAUUAAUUAUCGGUGCUGUAUAUCGUCAAUUGGGUGAGAAAAUGCAGUUGCUAUGGACUAAAGAUUUACAUAUGAAUACUGUCCAUGUACGUGAUUUAUGCCGUGCUAUGUGGCAUUUAAGAUGUGAAGGUCCUAAUAGUGAAGUUUAUAAUAUUGUUGAUAAAGGACACACCACUCAAGGGAUUAUUUCAGAGUUGGUGUCCAAAUUAUUUGGUAUUUCCCCCGGCUAUUAUGGUGCUGUCCUGUCAAAUUUGGCUCGCUUACAUAUGACAGAAGCUGUUGAGGAAUCAAAUGAGAAACAUUUAAGUCCGUGGUCUGAUGCAUGCAAUGAAAGUGGAGUUGUUAAUACACCAUUAACUCCUUAUAUAGACAAGGAGCUCUUAUAUAACAAACAUCUUCAUAUUGAUGGUAGUAAACUGGAAGCUACUGGAUUUGUAUAUGAUGUACCACAAAUGACCUUAGAGCUAUUAAGAGAGAUUGUAGAUGAUUAUGUAACAUCGGGAUUGUUUCCUGCUUCCCUUGUUCCUCCAGCUGGAAACGAGUGA
Molecule: messenger RNA, 1860 nt
Organism: Gigantopelta aegis
Lineage: Eukaryota; Metazoa; Mollusca; Gastropoda; Neomphalida; Peltospiridae
Biological process (GO): BMP signaling pathway; anatomical structure morphogenesis; SMAD protein signal transduction
Cellular component (GO): heteromeric SMAD protein complex
Molecular function (GO): DNA-binding transcription factor activity, RNA polymerase II-specific; I-SMAD binding; RNA polymerase II cis-regulatory region sequence-specific DNA binding
Source: RefSeq, a predicted model, not a curated record